Molecule: messenger RNA, 804 nt
Organism: Aspergillus calidoustus
Lineage: Eukaryota; Fungi; Ascomycota; Eurotiomycetes; Eurotiales; Aspergillaceae
Source: the annotation of a GenBank genome assembly
AUGGCAAGCGAAUUCUCAAAGAAAUACACCCAAGCCAACAUCGCCCCCGAUGCAGCCCCCUACGACGAGGCGGUCUUCCUGUCCCUGCACAAAACACUCGCGAGCCACGUCGCGUCAGAUACGCUCGCGACUGCUAUCCUCGCAACAAUCCUCUGCGCACAGGCGCGCGGCGACGCCGUGGUCCAGCUAUUCCGCAGCGUGACAAAGCACAGCUCCGAGUGCGAAGCAGAGGUCAAGUCCCGAUUCAUCGCUGUCCGCGAGGCCGUCACCCUCGCGGUGCCGUUCGUCGGGCUUCCCAAUUGCAUGCCAGCAUGUUUUGGCCUGGUGAAUGAGAUCAAGGGGCGGGGGUUUGCGGGUGGGGAUGGGGGUGGGAUUCCGGGGCCGCGACGGACAAACUUUGGAGAGCUCGAUUACACCAGUCGCGGCGCGGAAACCGUAUCUCGGAUUUACCGUGGGGUAGGUAAUUCCGAAGUGCGCGAGAUGAUCCAGCAGUUUUUUCCAGAGAUGUCAUACUACGGUCGAACAACCGUCUGGGGCUACCUGGUCGGAUCCAGCCCCAUCUUGGAGUUGAAAGAUGCGGAGAUGCUCGUCGCUGCUUCCAUCAUGGGCCUUGGAGCGACACGACAGGCGCGGAGUCACGUCAAGUGCGCGCUUUCAGUGGGGAAUAGUCUGGAGCUGGUUACUGCGACGGUGGAGGUGGCGCAGGCGGUUGGUGCGUGGAACGGGAGGACGCUUCUCGGGGGGGUGGACGUGGGGGAACUGGCCGGUGAACUGGAGAAGAACCUGGCUGCUUCGAUAACAUAG